This is a messenger RNA of Prunus armeniaca (apricot), 1140 nucleotides long. Lineage: Eukaryota; Viridiplantae; Streptophyta; Magnoliopsida; Rosales; Rosaceae. The record is from the annotation of a GenBank genome assembly.
AUGGGGCUUGACAAGCAAUGCCAAGGCCAAGCCAAGGCAUGGCAUGCCAAGCUCCCAAUAGCCUCACUCUCGAAAGCCAAGGCAUGGCAUGCCAAUAGCCUCACUCAAGCUUCCAAUAGCCUCACUCUCGCAAGCCAAGGCAAGACAUGCCGAGGCACGACAUGCCAAGGCAAGGCAUGUCAAGCUUCCAAUAGCCUCACUCUCGCAAGACAUGCCAAGGCCAAGGCACGAGAUGCCAACGCAAUGCAUGCCAAGGCUAAGCCAAGGCAAGGCAUGCCAAGGCCACGACAUGCCAAGGCCAAGGCACGACAUGCCAACGCAAGCAAGGCAAGGCAUGCCAAGGCCAAGCCAAGGCAAGGCAUGCCAAGGCCAAGCCAAGGCAAGGCAUGCCAAGGCCACGACAUGCCAAGGCCAAGGCACGACAUGCCAACGCAAGCAAGGCAAGGCAUGCCAAGGCCAAGCCAAGGCAAGGCAUGCCAAGGCCAAGCCAAGGCAAGGCAUGCCAAGGCCAAGCCAAGGCAAGGCAUGACAAGGCCACGACAUGCCAACGCAAGGCAAGGCAAGGCAUGCCAAGGCCAAACCAAGGCAAGGCAUGCCAAGGCCAAGCCAAGCCAAGGCAUUCCAAGGCCACGACAUGCCAACGCAAGGCAAGGCAUGCCAAGGCCAAGGCCAAGCCAAGGCAAGGCAAGGCAUUCCAAGGCCACGACGUGCCAACGCAAAUGCAAGGCAAGGCAUGCCAAGGCCAACCCAAGGCAAGGCAAGGCAUGCCAAGGCCAAGCCAAGUCAAGGCAUGCCAAGGCCAAGGCACGACAUGCCAACGCAAGGCAAGGCAUGCCAAGGCCAAGCCAAGAUACGACAUGCCAACGCAAGGCAAGGCAAGGCAUGCCGAGGCCACGCCAUGCCAAGCUUCCAAUAGCCUCACUUUCUCGAAAUGGCUUGAAUGGGGCAAUGCCAAGGCCACACCAUGCCAAGCUUCUAAUAGCCUCACUUUCUCGAAAUAGCUUGAAUGGGGCAAUGCCAAGGCCAUGCCAUGACAAGCUUCUAAUAGCCUCACUUUCUCGAAAUAGCUUGAAUGGGGCAAUGCCAAGGCCAUGCCAUGCCAAGGCAUGCCGAGGCCACGGCAUGCCAAGCUUCCAAUAG